AUGAGCACAAACCCGCAGCCACCAGCUGGCAGUGGCUUUGACGGCGAUUCGUACUUUUAUCUGCUGCCGUCGACGCCCGUGCCAACAACGCACGUCCAACCCACGCCCAACCUUCACCGCAGUCGCAGCCACAGCUCAUACAGCGAGAGUCAGAGCCAAGGCACGCCCCACUUUCCACUUCCGCAGCGCCCAGCGUCUCCCCAUUCUAGGCAAUCUUUCAGUUAUCCAACAAGGAAUAUGUCUGCCAGUUCAUCCAAGCACAGACCUAGGAGUAGCAGCCAAGGUAGUUCGCGGGCUGCUCCUGGUAGGACUGUUUGGGAAGCAGAUAUGCUUAGUGAAGAAGACGAGGACGCUGACGAGGCCAUACAAGAGAUACGCCAGGAAAUACAGCCAGCCCAUCGUGCACGCGGAAAGACCGUAGCCAACGACUCUCCCGACGAAGACGAAGACCCAGAAAGAGACGACGAAACAGCGCGGGACGAUGACGAUCCAAUCACCGUAAAAGACCGUCAAUCUCUCAUUAACGUCGAACAUCCGUUCGGUCUUCGCAUAUGGAAACCUGCACUGUACAAAAAGUCGAGGUCUAUCACUCGCAACGCGGACGCGGCACUCCAUGCCAUCCCGUCUGCGCAGGCUGAGCGGCAUUUACUACCCGGAAAUAUAUUCUGGGUCGUGUGCUUUGGGUGGUGGUUAGCACUUGCUUGCUUCACUGUUUCUGCCAUCUUGUACAUGCUGCCGCUCGGUGGUCGUCGAUAUGCUACUCUCUUAUUCGGCCUUGGCUGGUAUCUUGGCUGGCCGUUUGGUAAAUACGUCGAGGGGGACAGAGACGAAGGCGGCGAUGAAGAGAACCCUGUCGCGGAAGAGGGCGACGGUAUCGCUUCUCUCGACGGCUCGUUAUCCAAGACGUCUACUAUCACUCCUCAUACAGCUGAUCGAGGACCCUCGUCUACCCGCAUCGGCGACGUUCAUCAACCUAGCACCGAGAACGCGCCCUUGUUGCCGACAUCUGUACUCUUGCCGUCCAAGUCCUAUGGAGCGACGCCAUCACCCUUACCUUCGCCGGACGGAUAUCAGAAGGUCUCUGAUGACUGGGUUGGUCGUGCUGCGUUUUGGGUGGCCUUUUGUCUUGUCGUCGCACCCCUGAUGUUUUGCGCUCCACCUCCUGCUGUCGUUGUUGCCUCUGCAACCCUCUCAACAGAACAACCUAGCACGAACUCGCAACGCCCUGUCGAAUUCUCCGUCAAGCACCCGCGGUUAUCUCAGGGCCAAGCUGCUCCCUCUGUUACUGGCUCAGACAAAUCAACCGUGCUCCUGUGUGUAUAUCGGGCGGUAGGACGGGAAUAUUUCAAGUACACCGUUAGCGGUGUCAACAUCAUCUUCGUUAACCUCCUUCCCCUCGUGUUUUUCGUCAUUUUCGAUGGGUUUGUGCUUCUUCCUUACGUGGAGCAUAGGGAAGAAAUAGGAAAACCCGCCCCCGCGCUGCUUUUGCUUAUCGCUUCCCGUGCUGUCAUUUUCUUCAUGUGCUUGGCGAGUGUGAUCCCACUAUCGUACUUCAUUGGAAUGGCCGUUGCCUCCAUCUCCGCACAGUCGUCUAUUGGAAUGGGCGCCGUCAUCAAUGCGACUUUUGGUUCCGUGAUCGAAAUUAUGCUAUACUGUAUUGCCCUGACUCAGGGUAAGGGCCAUCUCGUGGAAGGUUCGAUCGUGGGCAGUUUACUGGCUGGCGUCCUUCUCAUGCCUGGGGUGAGUAUGUGCGCUGCCGCAUUCAGGCAAAAGGAGCAGAAAUUCAACGCGAAGAGCGCUGGCGUCACAAGUAUGAUGUUAAUCAUGGCGUUCAUUGGCACUCUUACACCGACGUUGUUCUAUCAAAUAUAUGGCAACUUCCAACUCAUUUGCACGGGGUGUCCUGAUGGCCCGCGGCGCAAAGAUACCCCCGACUGGAAGUGCGACCAUUGUUAUUAUCAGCAUCCUGAUCCUGCCACCGAUCCCUUCUACCAAUCGACGGUGAAGAGUUUGAUGUACCUCUGUGCAGUGGUCCUUCUCUUCUCUUACCUCAUCGGCCUCUGGUUCUCCCUCCGGACCCAUGCCUCUCAAAUAUGGCAGAAACCUCGACAGCUCUUGCAACCUUUAGAAAUCCCAAACCUUAAUCGUAUAUCCGGGCAUCUGCGCGGAUUACAUCCGAUGUCAUACUCCUCCAGUACUGGACCUCGUCACAGGCGGAGCAUCGUGUCCAAUGCUGACGGCGACGUUGAAUCCCGCUCUCAAACCCCAGUACCCAGACCAGUUGAACCAGGUGCACAGCAACAGCAACAAUACCCACAACAAUAUCAACAGCAACCUAGUUCACCACGACCUCCGGUAUCGCCGUCCCUUAGACGCGUCCAGCCCGCAAUACAGAACAUUACACCCAUCAUAGAGAGCUGGCUACAGGUCAGUGCACUCAGACAUCAGCAAGCUGUUCAAGCGCAAUCUCCCGCUCGAGUGAAACUUGCUGCAGGACAUGACGUCGAGGGUGCGUCGGGACCUGCCGGGCACGAAGCACCAGAGUGGAGUAGGACUACUAGCGCUGGUGUCCUACUUGCAUGCACUGCGCUCUACGCAGUUAUAGCUGAGCUUCUCGUGGGUGUCGUCGAUGUCAUAUUGCAAGACUAUGGUGUCGAGGAGAAAUUCUUGGGUAUCACUCUUUUCGCAUUGGUCCCGAACACCACAGAAUUUAUGAAUGCUAUUUCAUUUGCGCUCAACGCCAAUAUUGCAUUGAGUAUGGAAAUCGGUUCCGCGUAUGCCCUCCAAGUUUGUCUUCUUCAGAUCCCGGCUAUGGUUGCCUUCUCUGCGUGGUAUGCGCCAGAGAAGAUGGGAGAGAUUGGUUACACGUUCACUCUCGUGUUCCCUCGUUGGGACGCUGUCGUCAUCAUUCUUUCCGUAUUCUUGAUGACUUAUACCUACAUCGAGGCCAAGAGCAAUUACCACCGCGGGAGCAUCCUCAUACUUAGUUAUCUUGUCCUCGUAUCAGGAUUCUACUUCGCGCCACGUCUGUCGGCCGACCAGGAAGGCUUGGGCAUUCACUGGGAUGUGCCUCUUACAUCCCUUAUCACCCAAACCUGGGCAUACAUUCGCAGUUGA
Messenger RNA from Pisolithus orientalis, 3117 nucleotides. RefSeq lists its product as uncharacterized. NCBI's taxonomy places the organism in Eukaryota, Fungi, Basidiomycota, Agaricomycetes, Boletales, Pisolithaceae. Gene Ontology annotation, biological process: calcium ion transmembrane transport; intracellular calcium ion homeostasis. Gene Ontology annotation, molecular function: calcium:proton antiporter activity. Bases 1 to 3117 code for a protein of 1038 amino acids. The record is from RefSeq and is a predicted model, not a curated record. Gene Ontology annotation, cellular component: membrane; endomembrane system. The transcript has 9 exons.